UCCAAUAAACAUUCUUUCUGCGAAUGAAAAACCUUUCGCAAUGUUUUCCAGAUCUGUCAACUUUUUCGUACUGGGUGUUUUCCUGCUCUGCGAAUCAGAUGCGUGGUGGUUAGUGGGGAAAAAUGGUAACAGCGGGAACUGUCCUGCAAGAGGUGGAGCAAGUCCGUAUUAUUUUGGUACCACAAAUCUUUGGUGCAUGAACAAGGGCAGACGUGGCAUUCCAACAAGGGGAGUGUGGGAAUUGACUCAUCGGUUUAUUUACUAUAAAGGGUUGUAUUUCGAAUUUUCAAGUGACUCCAAAGCCCAUGUUUCACCAAACCGUCUUCUUGGGUACAAAUGUUCGGGCGGAAGGGAGAGUUCGCCUGCUGGUUACAGUGAGGUAGAUGUCGAGUGUCUGAAGGGUUGCGCACGCAACUACCGGUGCACGUUCGGUAGCUACAAUUUAUUGAGCAACAACUGCCACAAGUUUGCAAACCGCCUCUCUGAGGUCAUGUGUAAGAGAGGGAGUGGCUGUCCUCGCUGGUGCUUGGGUAGUUGUAAUGAUGCAUAUAUCAGCGGAUAAAUUAUAAAUUUAUCUCAAUA
Molecule: messenger RNA, 582 nt
Organism: Saccostrea cuccullata (small rock oyster)
Lineage: Eukaryota; Metazoa; Mollusca; Bivalvia; Ostreida; Ostreidae
Exons: 4
Coding region: 41-562 (173 amino acids)
Source: RefSeq, a predicted model, not a curated record